Molecule: messenger RNA, 3621 nt
Organism: Lolium rigidum
Lineage: Eukaryota; Viridiplantae; Streptophyta; Magnoliopsida; Poales; Poaceae
Exons: 5
Coding region: 103-3378 (1091 amino acids)
Molecular function (GO): helicase activity
Source: RefSeq, a predicted model, not a curated record
GUAGCAAGUUGUAUUUCAGCUAGUAAUUGUCCUCAUAGAUCAUCUUCCGUGGGGCUAAUUUGGGGCCCACCUGGCACAGGUAAAACUACAACGCUUGCAGUAAUGCUACACAUGCUUCUGAUGAAGAAACAGAGAAUUCUUGCAUGUGCUCCAACCAACAUGGCUGUCUUGCAAGUAGCUUCUCGUCUUAUUGGGUUGGUUGAGAACUUCUCUCUAAGCCAUCAUUAUUCCCUUGGUGACAUCAUUUUAUUUGGUAACAAGGACCGUUUGCACAUUGGCAAGGAGUUGUCAAAAAUAUAUUUGGAUGACCGUGUCAAGAGUUUGCUGAGGUGCUUCAACCGAGAAGUUGGGUGGAAGCAUUGUGUGGAUUCUGUCCUGAAAUUCCUAACAAAUUGCAUUUCUCGGUACAAAAUGUCCCUAGACAUAGAAGCAAGCAGUGAUGGUUGCAACCCCACUUUUAAGAAGUAUUUUACAAGUAAAUUCAGCAUUUUAGCAAAAGAACUGGUAUCAUGUAUUGAUACAUUCUUUGACCAUCUUCCAGCGGAUACCCUGGGCAAGAACUUUGAAAAGAUGAUGUUUGUGAAAAGUAUGAUAUAUAAACUGCAGCAAUUAGUGUGUGCAGAUGAUGUCUCUGAUGAGCGUCUUUUUACAAUCUUCGAGCCCUCCGAUGAACUUUCUGACCCUUCUAUUGAUCAUGAUGGCCUGAAAGAUGAUGCAACUGAGGAUCUUCCUGACUAUGACAUCUCUCUAGAUAACCCUUUGGAGAUAAACUCUAAGUGCAUUAAAACCCUGAUGGAUCUUUCAAAGAUGCGGCUUCCUUGUGAAGAGAAUGAAUCUUCCAUCAGAGACUUGUGUUUGAAGCAAGCGAAACUCAUAUUUUGCACUGCUUCUGGUUCGUUUGAACUGUUCAGGCUGCAAGGUGUGAUGCCUAUAAGCAUCUUAGUUAUUGACGAGGCAGCACAACUAAAAGAAGCCGAAUCACUGGUUCCUCUCUUGCUACCAGGAAUAAAACAUGUGCUGCUAAUUGGGGAUGAAAACCAGCUAUCAUCAUUGGUCAAGAGCAAGAUUGCUAAAGAUGCUGCCUUUGGACGAAGCCUCUACGAGAGAUGGUGUGAAAUGGGUUACGACAAGCACUUGCUGGAAGUACAAUAUAGAAUGCACCCUUACAUUAAUAAAUUUCCAAAUGCUAACUUCUACGGUAACCGAAUUUCGGAUGGUCCCAGUGUCAAACGGGAAGAUUAUACGAAGAGUUAUCUCCCCGGUCGUAUUUAUGGUGCCUAUUCAUUCAUUCAUAUUGAAAAUGAUAUGGAAAUGCUUGAUGACCAUGGCCAGAGUUCAAAAAAUAUGGUGGAGGUUGCUAUAGCAGCCAAUAUUAUUGAAAGACUUGCGAAAGAAUGCUGGGAGAAGAAGCAGAGAACCAAUGUUGGUGUAAUAUCUCCGUAUACCGCCCAAGUAAUUGCAAUGCAAGAAAGAAUUGGAAGAAAGUUUGAGAAACAUGAGUUUCUGUCUGUUACAGUAAAAUCUGUUGAUGGAUUUCAAGGUGGCGAGGAAGACAUAAUAAUAAUUUCAACAGUUAGGUCCAACAAAGAUGGGAAAGUAGGUUUUCUCUCUGAUGCUGGAAGAAUAAAUGUGGCUUUGACAAGAGCCAAGUACUGCCUUUGGAUCCUUGGAAAUGGAACCACUUUGCUUGCUAGCAAUUCAAUAUGGGCAGAAUUAGUCAAGGAUUCAAUAAAACGUGAGUGUUACUUUGAUGCUCUCAAGGACAAGAAUUUAGCAGAAACAAUGAGGCUUGCAACAAAGAGAAGUGGCCGCACAAUUGAUGCAACUGGAGUGCCAUCUUGGUCAGUAAGGGCAAGGGGUGAUUUAACUGUGGCUGGCAGCAGCCCACCGAUAAGACGGAGUCAGCUUCCAGUUUCUGGCAGCGCACGGAGCAUAAAUAAUUCUUAUGAUUCGCGACCAGAUGGCCAUGAUUUGCGGUCAAAUGCUAGUCGGCCAAACAGAUCUAGUUUCUUAGCUCCUAGAGAGGACAUGCAGAGAACACACUUUCAGCAGCACAGAACCUUUUCUGGUGGUGACUACUACAAUGAAUCACGAGGUGUCCCUGCUAAUCAAUAUGGGCCCGACAGGUGCAGGCCUUCCUGUGACAAAUAUGGUGCUCCGGAAGGGUUCAGAGGACAGUCUGAGCGGCAUCUCGGUCAGCGCCAUCAUAACAGAACUGUUCAGGAACCCUUGUGCAGCACUUCUCAAACAGGCAAUGGCAGGUUUGCUCCAGGAUCAGUUCGGAGGGCAGGAUCACACAUUUCCAACGGUAUUCUUGGCGCAUGGCAGCCUUCAAACUGCAACAGGGAUAUUCAGAACAGGACUGCUUCUCCGUUAUGGCCAGUUUCUUCUCAAAGAAGGUCCAGUUCAUAUGGAAAUGCUGAUCCUCACCUUUGGAGUAUGAACAAUGAGAGGCAGCUCAGCAGUCAUCCACAAGCACCAUACACAUACAGAGGACGAGCGCCACACAGGGGAGUUGCUGGUCGAGGGAUAGGAAGGCCUUCAUUUCAUGAGAGACUAACUAGGGGUGGCCGGGAUGAGCAUGCCAGCAACAAUCGGAUGGAAGAACCUCAUAGUGGGAGGCAGCAUAACACUUCUGAAGCCGUGUCCCGUGGUUUGCCAGUUCCGGAGCAGAGAGGGGUGAAAAGAGACUGGCACGACGCAGAAGCAUCAGAUUCACCUCAGCAGAACAAGACAAAAGUAAGACCUGCUGUUGAGAGUGCAGAUGGACCUCAUCUUCAAGGGCAGGAUUGCAGUUCUGGUGUUGCAUCUAACAAACUGGCAGUUCCUGAGCAGCCUGAGAUGGAAGUAGAUGGGUGUAAUGUAGAAGCAUGGGAUCCACCCCACCAGGACAAGACAGAAAUAAGAUCUGAAAGUGCACAUGAACCUCAUCGCCAGCCUCAGGAUGGCAGUUCUGGGGCCGCUCCCCAGAGACCGCCUAUGCCAGAUCACCCCGAACGUAAAGCAGAAUCAUCAUGUUCACCCUGCCAGGACAACACAGAUGCGAGGCUCGAAAAUUCAGACCAACCACAUGGUCAGCCGCAGGAUACCAGCCCCAGAGCCGCUGCCCACGAACUGCCUGUUCUUGUUCAGCCUGAGAUGAAAGGAGAGGAGUGCAAAGCAGAACCAUCAGAUUCCACCCACCAGGACAACACAGAAGCAAGCCCUGGAAAUUCAGAUCAGCCGCCUCGUCUGCCAUUGGAUACCAGUUCUGACACCGCCCCCCCACAACUGGCUGCCUCUGAGCAGGGAGGCAUGGACAUAGACUCGCGGAAAGCGGAAGCAACCGUCAUACCUGACAUUAACAUUAGGCUCGAGAGCGUAGAACCAGAUAGCUAGAUAGGUUCUGAAGUUUGAUAUAUGCUGCCUGUCCUAUUUUUUUUCUCUGUAUAGGCUAGUCAUAUCAUCUUAUAUCAUAUUCCCUUUGCGCUCUAUAUCAGCAAAAGGAUUUACCUGUAUAAACAUGUAGCGCUUUUGUUUGUGUAGAUAAUUAUUUUUCUGCGGGCUGCAGUGACCCGGAAAGCUACCUAAAUUGUUGUUUGCAGCUGGAGGAAUAAGAGAAAGUGUCUGGGUUUAUGGGCA